This is a messenger RNA of Budorcas taxicolor (takin), 711 nucleotides long. RefSeq names its product basic proline-rich protein-like. The transcript has a single exon. The record is from RefSeq and is a predicted model, not a curated record. NCBI's taxonomy places the organism in Eukaryota, Metazoa, Chordata, Mammalia, Artiodactyla, Bovidae. The coding region runs from base 1 to 711 and encodes 236 amino acids.
AUGGGGCGAGGUCGAGAAAGGAUCCGCAGCGCCCUGCUCAAGCCCCCUGCCAGGUCUGGAGGGCUGAGCAUCACUCCCGCCGCCCUACUGCGGAUCCAGACCCAAACCACUUCAGGGAGGGCAGUGGGAUACAAGGAAGGGAGAGGGAGCCGGCGGUCCUGGUGGUCCCCGGCCGGGGGCAUCGUGCCAAGUCCGGAGAGUCAAGCACCCCGCCAGCUCCCGCACGGUACCUGUCCCCAGGCCGAUCGACCCUCGGACUGGCCCCCAGACCCAAACUACCCACUCCUUGAAAGUGAGGGUGAGAUAGGAAGGGAAAGGGAGCCGGCCUUAAGGGCCCCCGACCGGAGGAGUCCUGCUAAGUUCGAAGCGCUGAGCAUCCCUAACCUGCAGCCGCAUCGGACUGCUCUCCUGCACCGCGACCCUGGCGCAGACCCCCCAGACCCGGUCCGCUGCGGGGGAUGUGGAGUCCCUCCUCGCUCCAGUUUCGAGCUCUCCACGAACCCCGCGUCCCUCGGUGGCCCCAGCCAAGAAGUGCCUCCCCUCGCCCCGCCUCGAUCGAGACCCCUGCCGUCCCCGUCCGCCCCCGGCCCCGGGCCCCGCCGCAGCCAGUGCUCGGCGCCCGCCCGCCCUCCCCGCGGCGCGCGGACUCAGCCCGGCCUUACCGAGUCUCGGGACAGAGGUGCAGCGGCAGCGACAGCGGCGGCCGAGUGA